Molecule: messenger RNA, 2449 nt
Organism: Morone saxatilis (striped sea-bass)
Lineage: Eukaryota; Metazoa; Chordata; Actinopteri; Moronidae
Gene: rsph10b
Product: radial spoke head 10 homolog B
Exons: 19
Coding region: 41-2290 (749 amino acids)
Source: RefSeq, a predicted model, not a curated record
ACGGCCCUGGCUCGCUCGAGAGAUAAAUAAACAGCGCAAAAUGACACAGGGCGAAGAAAAGAAGAAAACCAGGAUGAAAGACGAUAAACGGGAAAACAAGAAAGCGUGCGGGGGCGCAGAGCUGCCGCAGACAGCGGGGGGGAGAGACACAAUGAAGUUAGUGAGCUCCUCUGAUAGUUCAAAGGAAGACGGUGAGCUGCCCGCGAGUAAGAAGGACUUCCCUGCACUUUUUAGCUUAAUUGUACAAAGACAUGAAGGGGAGACAUGUGGAGGACAGUUUCAUGGAGAAGGGGUCGCUUGGUUUAAAGGAGGACACACGUACAAGGGGAUGUUUGCCAAGGGACUGAUGGAUGGACGAGGCGUCUUCACACAUGCAAGUGGACUGAAAUAUGAGGGAGAAUUGGUGUGCAACAUGCCCAUGGGCCGUGGUACCUACACCUGGGCGGAUGGCAGCUCCUAUGAGGGGGAGGUGUACAAUGGUAUACGACACGGGACUGGAACCUACAUAUGUGCAAAAAGUGGUGUGGUAUACAAAGGGGAGUGGGAGCGAGGCAAGAGGCACGGAAAGGGUGCAGUGUAUUAUGACCAGGAUCAGACCUCUUGGUACAAAGGAGACUGGGUGAAGAACAACAGAGAGGGACAGGGAGUGAGAUGCUACCCCUCUGGUAACAUUUACUCUGGUGAGUGGAAGAGCAACCUGAGACAUGGAGAGGGCACCAUGAGGUGGCUAAAACUGGGACAGCAGUAUGUCGGCAUGUGGCAGAAUGGAGUCCAGCAUGGGCGAGGCACACAGGUCUGGAUGCUGAGGCGAGUGGAUGGAUCCCAGUAUUCCCAGAGCAAUCAGUACACAGGGGAAUUCGUUCAGGGUCAGAGGCACGGACAGGGAGCCUUUUACUACGCUGGUGGCGAGAUCUAUGAAGGGGAGUGGAAGAACAAUAAAAAACACGGGAAGGGAAAAUUUACUUUUAAGGAUGGGCGUGUCUUUGAAGGAGAGUUUGUGGACGAUCGGAUGAUGACACAAAGCCUGGACGGAAACAGAACUCCUGUUCAUCUGUGUGAUAGUGAUUCAUCCAUCUUAGGACCAGACAUGGCUCUGAGCAUUAAAUGUCUGUUGGAUAUGAUCCCUGAGAGAGAGCGCAACACUGAGCGUAAACAGGUGGAGUUUAUGGUGCUCAUGCAUGGCGUAGAGUUGAGGUCUGUCUACAGUUUCUACAGCAGACUUGGCCACGCCCACUCCCCAAAUAAUGUGUUCCUGCUGACCCGCCUGCAGCUCUGGCGCCUGCUCAAAGACUGCAACAUCCACCAUCAUGACAUCACUCUCACGCAGAUUGACCAUUUUAUCAGAGAGGAUGCCGCUCCAGCAGAGAUCCACUCUCCCUUCACUGCCAUGCUCUUUCGUAAGCUCCUCAGCUGUCUAGUGGUUGUCGCCUACCACAUCUACCAUAAGGACAUGGUGUCACAGAAGAACCUUCUGGCUGCCUGUUUUUCCAAACUGAUGACAGACAACAUCCUCCCCAAUGCUAAGAAUGUAAAAGGAUUCCUGUUCAAGCAGCCAGGCUUUACCGUGGUGUCUGUGAACUACUUAAAUAAGUGCUGGGAAAUCUACCAGGCUUACUGCAAAGUCAAUGCAGCUCCCAGAGAUGACCAGACCAUGACCUGUCGACACAUGCUGUGGAUGUUCAAGGAUCUCCAUCUGCUGGACAAUAACCUGACCACAGAGAGAUUACUGGAGAUCAUCACUGCAGAGAGCCGUGACCCCAGCAACCUGUCCUCUAAUGUGGAUUUGGAGAUUACAUUCCUGGAGUUUUUUGAGGUACUUCUGAGCUCUGCUGAGGUGAAGUGUCAGCGGGUUUCUGAAGGCCAAUUGCUGUCCAACCCUGACGCAGGGGCCAGGAGGGAUGUAGCUGAGGUGGCAGCUCCAGUGAAUUCCCCCAUCCCUCCUGAAAUCUCCAGCCCCAAGUCUGAAGAGACAGAAAAAUCAAGUGACACAUUGGAAUUAUCCACUGUUCAGGACAUGGAGAGUCAAGAAGAUGUCAAAACUAAACUCACGGAGGAUCCUCAGUUUGAAGAGCACAGAGGUGAAACAAAGUGUGUCCAAACCAGAGGAAUGGAGGCCAAAGACUGUAAACUGGAGCUUUGGAUCCAAACAAUCCAUCAAUUCUUCAACCAUUUUUUCUUCCCGGCUUUUGAACAUUAUCAGCUGGUGUCUAGAAACACGAAGGAAGAAAAGCUCCGCCAGGAAGCCCAGAGACGCAUCGCUCUGGCCAAAGCCCAACAAAGAUCCAGGUAGAGGGGGCAUUUGGAGGCUGGUGAGUGACAACAUGAUAAAGAUGCAGUAACGUGGGCAGCAUGCAGAGAAACCUGAGGAAAUCACAAUGAAGCCAGUUGUUGUAUACCUGAACUAUCCACACAGUCCAAAAAACAAAAUGUCUUAUAGUGAUACAGUGAG